This is a messenger RNA of Sipha flava (yellow sugarcane aphid), 1194 nucleotides long. Its product is annotated as disrupted in renal carcinoma protein 2 homolog. Gene Ontology annotation, molecular function: transmembrane transporter activity. Gene Ontology annotation, biological process: transmembrane transport. The transcript has 7 exons. The coding region runs from base 148 to 1113 and encodes 321 amino acids. NCBI's taxonomy places the organism in Eukaryota, Metazoa, Arthropoda, Insecta, Hemiptera, Aphididae. Gene Ontology annotation, cellular component: membrane. The record is from RefSeq and is a predicted model, not a curated record.
UCGAUCCUCUCGGUGUGCCCUACGUCCGAGGGUACCAUGCUAUAAACGCCGCCGUGUCCCGUAACGUCCGCUCGAGAUCGUCGUCAUAAUCAUUAGUUUACGAUUUUUUUUUCCGCGUGUAGGUGUAUACACUUGUCGGCCGUAUACAUGUCUGCAGGUGGCGUGUUCAUGACGCCCCUGAUGAUAACGAUUUCAGCGCAGUGGUUCCCGAAGAACGAGAGGAACAUGGCUACAGGUUUCUGCUCGGCCGUGGCGAUGUUGGGAUCCGCGGCCACGUACAUAGUCGGUCCGAUCGUCGUGUCGUCGAGCCCGGGCGAGCCGCCGGAGCCGCGUGCGAUACGAGAUCGAAUCAUGAGGCUGCUUUACGUUUGUUUCGGCAUCAGCGUGUUCGUCACGGUGUUGGUGUUGGCGGCCUUUCCGAAGCACAUUAAACCGGUGAGCUACCCGUCGAAACUUUCUAUGGCCUCGCACCGCAGUGCCAAACUGAUGCACUCGCUCACCGUGCUCGUCAAGAAUUCCGAAGUCUGGUACCUGGUACUGGCGUUCGCCCUGUCUAACACCAUGUCGGCUCCAUGGUCCGCGCUGCUGCCGUCCACUUUUUCCAAGCUCCAUGUGCCGCCCGAACUCAGCGCCGAAUGCGGUUUGUUUUUGAUCAUUCACAAUUUCGCCUUAAGCCUAACGAUAAGCACGUUCGCCGAUCGGGCCCCGGGCUACAGCAAGGAACUCGCCCUGAUCAGUCGUCUGGUGUCGUUGGUUUUCUUGUUCUGGCUCAUGCUCAUGAUGAACUUUCACGCCAAGCUCACGACCACGACUCUGGUCUGCGUGAUCUUGAUGGCGUUCCCGUACUGUUGGUGUAACCAGAGUCUUCUCUACGAAAUGGGCGCAGAAUUAAUGGUCCCGUUGCCCGAGAGCUUUGUCGCGGGCUACAUGACGUUGUUAAACAACUUGUUCGUGGACUGUACAUACGUAGUGUUGUAUUUGUUUCCUCAUUUCGGCGACUAUUGGCUGCACAUCGGCGUUUUCGUGUUUUCGGUGCUGAGCAUAAUCUUCUUGCUGCUCACCACGGGAUGGAGCAAGAAGGACACGGCGAAAACCAAGCACGGCCACGUGUAACGCACGCACGUAUUAUAAAUAUGUUCGUUAUUGUACUAUCCGUACGUUAUGUUAUGAUAAAAUUAUAUAUCACUUGUAUCA